CAGUUUUCUCUUUAACUUUUAACCAAAUGUUGCUUACUGUGUUUUUUUCCUAAAAUGGGUACUUUCAGUACAUAUAAAUUUGUGCUUUGACAUCAAAAGGUAGGAGAGAGAGAGAGAGAGAGAGAGAGAGAGAGAGAGAGCAAAUCAUUUUCAUGGAUUUGAAUCAGUCAACUGAAUUCAACCCUUCUUCAAACACUAAUUCUCCCCCACCAAUCCAUCAUUUCAUGCCAAUCUCUAAUAAUUUCAUGUUCCCUAAUUACCAUUAUCAGCCAACAAAGCAGGACUGUCAAGAGGCAAGGCAUUCCAGGUUUAUGCAAAUGCAGAAGCAGAAUUUGGAUUUUUUUUGGAAUCAACAACUAUUGGAGAUUCAAACUACUUCAGCGUGCAAGACUCAUCAUCAACUACCUCUCGCAAGGAUCAAAAGGAUCAUGAAAUCAGAUGGAGAAGUGAAGAUGAUAAGCGCAGACACUCCUAUAUUAUUCUCAAAAGCGUGUGAGCUCUUCAUUCUGGAGCUGACUCUUCGGGCAUGGCUACAAACUGAAGAAUGUAAGCGUCGAACUCUGCAGCGCUGUGACAUAGCUAGAGCCAUCAGGCAUGAUGAUGCUCUUGAUUUCUUGGUUGAUGUGGUUCCUCAUGAUCAUGAUCAUGACCAUGGUCAUCCUAAUAAGGAGGAUGAGAGUGGAAAAUAUGGUGAAGCAAAUGAACGUGUUGCUGCUAUCCAAGUGCCAUUUCCUAUGAUAGACAUUAAUGAGGAUUUGGUCUUGACAGAUCAUGAAAUUGCUGAACAAUUCAUGAUGAGAUCACCAAUGCCUUCUGCUGAAUUCAGUUUUGAACCUCAUUUUAAGGUGAAGCCAGAUGUAUAACAGAGAAUCUUACUUCUGAGGCUUCAGAGAAAGCAUGAUAACGAAAACUGAAGGAAGAAAGUAGCUGCUGGCAGCAAACAUCUUCUAAUCUGGAAAAAUAAAUGAACUUAUAUUUUAAUUUGUAUUUGAUGUUAAGUACAUUUUUUUUUUAACCAGAAUUCUAUUUAAUUUACGGUAUGAUAUUUAAGUCAAAAUUGAGACAUUCUCUCCUAUGUUAAAGUAACAGUAGAUGGCUGUUACUGGAUUCAUAACUGAAUUCAUAGAUAAGUAAUUCUCUUAUUAAA
Messenger RNA from Jatropha curcas, 1147 nucleotides. Its product is annotated as nuclear transcription factor Y subunit C-2. Gene Ontology annotation, molecular function: transcription cis-regulatory region binding; protein heterodimerization activity. The record is from RefSeq and is a predicted model, not a curated record. Gene Ontology annotation, biological process: regulation of DNA-templated transcription. NCBI's taxonomy places the organism in Eukaryota, Viridiplantae, Streptophyta, Magnoliopsida, Malpighiales, Euphorbiaceae. Gene Ontology annotation, cellular component: nucleus.